This is a messenger RNA of Euleptes europaea (tarantolino), 2449 nucleotides long. It is a transcript of the gene ZFP91, whose product is annotated as ZFP91 zinc finger protein, atypical E3 ubiquitin ligase. Bases 1 to 1731 code for a protein of 576 amino acids. NCBI's taxonomy places the organism in Eukaryota, Metazoa, Chordata, Lepidosauria, Squamata, Sphaerodactylidae. Gene Ontology annotation, cellular component: nucleus. The transcript is spliced from 11 exons. The record is from RefSeq and is a predicted model, not a curated record. Gene Ontology annotation, molecular function: transcription coregulator activity. Gene Ontology annotation, biological process: regulation of transcription by RNA polymerase II.
AUGCCGGGAGCGUCCGGGCAGCCGGAGACGCAGAAAGAAGAGCCUCCGCAGCCGGACGGGGAAGAGGGGCGCGCUCUGCCUCCCGGCGGCCGCCGGCGGCCCCCACCCCCUUCCAGUGUCCCCGUCGACCAAGAGGAGGAGGAGUCUGGCGGCAGUCGGGUGCUCCGGGGGGGCCGCGAGCGGGGCCGGGCCGCCGCCGCAGCCGCCGCCGCCGCCGCCUCACGGCGAAGGAAGGCCGAGUACCCCCGCCGCCGCCGCAGCAGCCCCGCCGCCAGGCACGACCAAGAUCCCGAGGAACCGCCGCCCGGCCCUGAAGGAGAACCGCCGCCAACCGCCCCCCCUCUUGGGGCCGCCUGCAGGAAGGCGACUCCCCGCGGCGCGUACCUGGAAAAAGCUGCUGUGAAAGAUCCCAAAGAAGAAAAGGAAGAGGAAGAAGUCACAAAUAUUAUUGCUCCUGGUAUCCCAGUCAAUACAGCCAGGCCCACCCGAGGUUGGCGUAGCAACAGGGCAGCUCCUGCGGUUCGCCAGUGUGAAGCAGAGAAUUCACGCAGUUCUAGAUCCAAGACUGGAUCCCUGCAACUCAUCUGCAAGUCGGAACCAAACACAGACCAGCUAGAAUUUGAAGUCACAGAAGAGCAUCCUUCUCCAUCUGGAACCAGUGAUGAAGAAGAAAUGCUCAUCAGUGAAGAAGAAGUUCCCUUCAGAGAUGAUCCAAGAGAUGAAACCUAUAAACCCCAUUUAGACAGGGAAAUUCCAAAACAAAGGAAAAAAUCAGGGAAGGGAAAAGAAGAAAAAGAGAAACCGAAAGAAAUUAAAGUAGAGGUAGAAGUCAAAGAAGAAAGUGAAUUUCGGGAAGAUGAGGAGCCACCCAGGAAGAGAGGAAGACGGAGAAAAGAUGACAAGAGCCCAAGACUACCCAAAAGGAGGAAGAAGCCUCCAAUACAGUAUGUUCGCUGUGAGAUGGAAGGAUGUGGUACAGUUCUUGCUCACCCUCGGUAUCUACAGCAUCACAUCAAGUAUCAGCACUUGCUGAAAAAGAAAUAUGUCUGUCCCCAUCCCUCCUGUGGGCGGCUCUUUCGACUCCAGAAGCAACUUUUGCGGCAUGCCAAACACCACACAGAUCAAAGGGAUUAUAUCUGUGAAUAUUGUGCUCGUGCUUUCAAGAGUUCUCAUAAUCUGGCAGUUCACCGAAUGAUCCACACGGGCGAGAAGCCACUACAAUGUGAGAUAUGUGGAUUCACCUGCCGGCAGAAGGCGUCAUUGAACUGGCACAUGAAAAAGCAUGAUGCGGAUACCUUUUACCAGUUCUCAUGCAAUAUCUGUGGAAAGAAGUUUGAGAAAAAGGACAGCGUUGUAGCACAUAAGGCAAAGAGCCACCCAGAGGUGCUUAUUGCUGAAGCGCUGGCGGCCAAUGCAGGCGCCCUCAUCACCAGCACUGACAUCUUGGGCACCAAUGCAGAGUCAAUUGCCCCGGCCACAGAUGGCCAGGGCCUUCCCCUUCUUCCAGAUCCCCUUGGAAACGCCACUCCUGGAGAGUGUCUGCUGCUGAACCCUGAUGAGAUGCCUAAGGCAUACUGCAGUGGGGGUGACCGUGUCAGUUUGAUGGCAGAUGGAAAAAUCUUUGUGGGCGGCAGUAGCAGUGAGAGUACGGAAGGACUGGUCAUGAACACAGAGAUCCUUGGAGCCACCACUGAAGUUCUAAUUGAAGAUUCUGAUUCUACGGGACCUUAGUGGGAAAAGAGCACAUGGGUGUUGGGACAACUCGAACUUGUAUUUAAAAGAAUAAAAGGAAAAAAACAUUAUUCAACAUAGAGAAGCUAAACAAAUUAAAAUUACUAGUCAAAUAACAAAAGGGCCUGCUCCCCCUCUCACCCACCCCCUCCUGAGUGGAUCACUGCACAUUCUUUCAGAGUCCCUUGGAGAGGAAUGUUGCCUUUACCCAGACAGUCUGACAAAGGAAUUCUUACAAUGCAGUGAAGGGAAGCAGCCAGAGCCUAUCCCUCUCCCUGCCCUCUCAAAGUAAGCAAACUUCCUGCUUCUUGACCACGUUGCAAGUUUGAAGGUGUUUGUGCUGUGGACAAGUAUCUGAAUCUUGGAAUCCUCUUUUGUUUUUGCAGUCACUCAUCCUGGUCUAUGCAUUAUUACACUUUGGCCCUUGCAGGCUGUUACUUUUCCUUCUAGGGUUUGGGAAUAUAGCUUGGCACUUUAGGACCCCCUCGGCAGGAUGAACUGUAAAACAGCAAAUAUCUCUUUCUCUCAUCCUUCCCUUCUGCUUCUGUAAGGAAAGAGGGGAUACCAGCACUCUGAUGGUGCCUGCUUUCUUAUUGAGGGGUGCCAUCCUUUUUGUACAAUUGCUCUGGCUGCAACAGUGUGUGUGGGAGAGGCAGUGAGAAUGUGUGCUAGGCUGGUAAAAGUAAAUUUGCACUUUGAACAUGUCUUGGUUUUGUUU